Penicillium angulare is the source of this 1761-nucleotide messenger RNA. RefSeq lists its product as uncharacterized. The record is from RefSeq and is a predicted model, not a curated record. The transcript has 2 exons. NCBI's taxonomy places the organism in Eukaryota, Fungi, Ascomycota, Eurotiomycetes, Eurotiales, Aspergillaceae. The coding region runs from base 1 to 1761 and encodes 586 amino acids.
AUGGAUCCAGUGGACCUGUUAGUUGUUGGCGCAGGCUGGAACGGGCUCGCUGCCGUCAAGACCUACCGUGAACUCAACCCCGACAGCAAUGUCCUACUUUUGGAAGCUGCCAGCUCCAUCGGUGGUGUGUGGGCAAGCCAUCGCCAAUACCGAGGCCUCAAGUCCAACAAUAUGCUGGGAACAUACGAAUACAGCGACUUUCCUAUGGACGAAGAGACAUUCGGUGUGAAGCAAGGCGAGCACAUUCCAGGCGAGAUUGUACAAAAGUACUUUGUCGCAUACGCUGAAAACUUCAAAUUCCUCGAUCGCAUUCGUCUCAAUCACCAUGUCGACAGUGCGGAACAUCAGCCCGAUGGCUCCUGGCGUCUCACCGUAUCUCACGAGGACAAAACGUUUGAAAUUGAGACACGAAAGCUUAUCGUCGCGACCGGAGUCACUUCACAAGCUUAUCUGCCUAACUUCAAGGGCCAAGAUAUUUUUGACGCCCCAUUAUUUCACUGCGGCGAUCUCUUGAAGUAUGAAGAUGAGGUGAUCAAAUCUGGAGAGCGGGUUACUGUUUUUGGCGGCACCAAAUCCGCAUGGGAUGCGGCAUAUGCCUGUGCCACGGCUGGCAUGAAAGUCGACUGGAUUAUUCGCGAGUCGGGACAUGGACCUUGCUGGAUGGCUCCUCCAUAUGUGACACCUCUUAAGAAAUGGCUGGAGAAGCUUGUUACAACCCGCUUUUUGACCUGGUUCAGUCCCUGUAUUUGGGGAGAAGCCGAUGGAUAUUCCCGAGUUCGCAGUUUUCUGCACGGUACUUGGCUAGGACGCAAGGUUGUGGAUGCGUUUUGGUCAGUAUUGGCAGAUGAUGUUAUUCAGCUGAACGAAUACGACAAGCAUUCAGAAACGAAGAAGCUCAAACCCUGGGUAAGCCCGUUUUGGAUUGCCUCAUCGCUGAGCAUUCUGAACUACCCUACCAAUAUUUUCGAUCUGGUCAAGGACGGUACUAUCACGGUACAUGUUGCGGAGCUUGAACACCUUUCAGACCAUACAGUCCAUAUCUCGACGGGUGAGGACCUGCCCACUUCAGCCCUCAUCUGCUCAACUGGGUGGCGUUGUACUCCGAACUUGAAAUUCCUUCCCGAACGCAUUGAUCGAGAACUGGGAUUCCCUUGGAGCACAGAUCCACUGGAUGAGAAAAUGAUUAAGGCUGCCGAUGAAGAAAUUCUUCGCCGCUUCCCUCGAUUGGUAGAUCAGCCAAAUCCCAAUCCAAAGUAUCAUCCAAUAAAUGACGAAUCUGAGGCUGCUGCUCCGCACCCAUUCCGACUAGCACGAUUUAUGAUUCCUCUUUCAACCAUUAAAGAGCGGUCCUUGGCUUUCAUGGGUAUCCCCAUGACUAUUAACACAGCUCUGCUUGCUCAAACACAAGCACUGUGGAUUUCUGCUUAUUUCAGUGAUAAGCUCACUCCUACUUCCACUGAGCGCUGUCCCCCAGCUGUUCGCGCAGCUUCGGACUCCAAGGACAAAGAUGAUGCUGAUCUUGAUCUUGCGUGGGAAACUACUCUACACUCUGAAUUUGGAAAAUUCCGCUACCCUGCAGGCUUUGGGAAGCGAAACCCAGAUUUUGUGUUUGAUGCCAUUCCUUAUGUCGAUCUCAUGUUGCGGGACUUGGGUCUUACUAUUGAGAGGAAGAAGGGCGUUCUUGCCCGAGCAUUUCAUCCAUAUGGCAUGGAAGAUUACAAGGGCUUGGUCGAAGAAUGGAAGGCGAAGAAGUUGACUUAG